AUGGUUGAGUAUGAUCGCACUCAAGCGAUAAGAGAAGUUACUAUUACUAAGGUACCCCCUAUAUUACAAAUUCACGUUCAGCGCGUGCAAUUUGAUCGAACUACAUCCAACAUUUAUAAAUCAAAUGCUUAUCUUCGAUUCGAUAAAGUUAUUUACCUUGAUAGAUACUUGGAAAAGAACUACGAUGUAUUAAAACAAAAACGAAUCGAAGCCCACAAUUGGAAGCAGGAGAUAGACAAAAUGCAAGAAGAACUCAAAGAUUAUGAACAGGAUAAG
Funneliformis caledonium is the source of this 276-nucleotide messenger RNA. The record is from the annotation of a GenBank genome assembly. NCBI's taxonomy places the organism in Eukaryota, Fungi, Glomeromycota, Glomeromycetes, Glomerales, Glomeraceae.